Melozone crissalis (California towhee) is the source of this 1506-nucleotide messenger RNA. RefSeq names its product cytochrome P450 2K6-like. Gene Ontology annotation, cellular component: intracellular membrane-bounded organelle; cytoplasm. The record is from RefSeq and is a predicted model, not a curated record. The transcript has 10 exons. Bases 1 to 1491 code for a protein of 496 amino acids. Gene Ontology annotation, molecular function: iron ion binding; heme binding; oxidoreductase activity, acting on paired donors, with incorporation or reduction of molecular oxygen, reduced flavin or flavoprotein as one donor, and incorporation of one atom of oxygen. Lineage: Eukaryota; Metazoa; Chordata; Aves; Passeriformes; Passerellidae. Gene Ontology annotation, biological process: xenobiotic metabolic process.
AUGGGCUGGAACAGCAGCACUUCCAUUGGUUUUGUGUUCAUCCUGGCUUUUCUCUCCAUUCUGAAAACAGCAGGUUUCUGGAACAAUGACCGAAGACAGAACUUUCCUCCAGGUCCAAGACCAUUACCUAUAAUUGGAAACCUUCUUUUGUUUGACUUGAAGAGACCCUACAGAACUUAUCUAGAGCUGUCCAAAAAAUAUGGUCCAGUCUUCAGCGUUCAGAUGGGGCACAGGAAAGUUGUAGUGAUUUCUGGCUAUGAGACAGUGAAGGAAGCUCUUGUAAACCAAGCAGAUGCAUUUGCAGAGAGACCUAAAAUCCCAAUCUUUGAAGAUUUGACUAAAGGAAAUGGGGUUGUUUUUGCCCAUGGUGAAAACUGGAAGGUGAUGAGAAGGUUUACCCUCACAGCCCUGCGAGACUUUGGGAUGGGCAAAAAGGCCAUUGAGGAUCGGAUCGUGGAGGAGUAUGGGCACCUGGCAGAGUCCAUUGCCUCCCAGGAAGGAAAUCCCAUUGAUGCCAGCAAAAUAAUUAAUGCAGCAGUUGCUAAUAUAAUUGUGUCAAUAUUGCUUGGAAAACGAUUUGACUACAAAGACCCCAGAUUUGUGAGACUUGUAACUAUGACCAAUGAAAACAUGAGGCUUGCUGGGAAACCUUUGGUCACGAUAUACAAUAUCUUCCCAUACCUUGGAUUCCUCCUAAGGGCAAACAAGGCUCUCCUUCGAAACAGAGAUGAAUUCCAUGAUUUUGUACGGGUUACUUUUGUAGAGUACCUCAAAAACCUGGACAAAAAUGACCAAAGAAGUUUUAUUGAUGCCUUCCUGGUUAAACAGCAGGAGGAGAAAUCCACUACCAAUGGGUAUUUCCAUAAUGGCAACUUGCUAAGCUUGGUGAGCAAUUUGUUUACUGCUGGUGUUGAGACCAUUUCCACCACACUAAACUGGGGCUUUCUGCUGAUGCUAAAGUACCCUGAAAUCCAGAAAAAGGUCCAAGCCGAGAUAGAGCAAGUGAUAGGAUCCAACCCCCCGCGGAUCGAGCACCGAGCUCAGAUGCCAUACACAGACGCUGUCAUCCAUGAAAUUCAGAGGUUUGCCAAUAUCCUGCCACUGGAUUUGCCUCAUGAGACUGCUGCAGAUGUCACCCUCCAAGGCUACUUCAUCCCCAAGGGAACCUACAUCAUCCCUUUACUGACCUCAGUCCUGAAAGACGAGUCACAGUGGGAGAAACCAGACAUGUUCUACCCUGAGCACUUCCUUGAUGCCAAUGGGAAAUUUGUGAAGAAAGAUGCUUUCAUACCUUUCUCAGCAGGGCGGAGGAUCUGUGCUGGGGAGACUCUUGCCAAAAUGGAGCUCUUCCUCUUCUUCACCAGUCUCCUGCAGAGGUUCAACUUCCUCCCUCCACCUGGAGUUUCCAACUCAGACCUGGACCUCAGUCCUGCCGUUUCAUUUAAUGUCAUCCCCAAACCCUAUAAAAUGUGUGCUGUAGCACGUUCCUAGAGCUCUAAUCCACUG